CUUUUAUCGUGCAGUUCGCUACCUCCACCACAACCCCCGACAACUCCCAAUGGCAACCCCGAUCCCCUCAAUGAGCGCAUUGCGUGCGCUGCGUCAAUCGAUACACCCUCAGAUACAGCAGACGAGCCAAGUACGACACGCGACACUCCUCCGCCGGCCGAAGCGACCCUACACCUUUACACAACUCAUAACACUAUCAGAUGGGAGCUCAUUCACACUGCGCACCACCAAUCCGCAGCCCGUAUAUAAGAGCGCAAAGGAUAUAAGAAACUCACCGUUGUGGAAUCCAAGCUCGCAGAAGCUGCUCAACGUUGAGGAGGAUGAGGCAGGGAAGCUCGCAGCUUUCAGAUCAAAGUUUGGUAGAGGGUGGGACGCAGAUGCUGAAAAGGGCAAGAAGACCGAGGACCAUCUUCUGGACCUUAUAAGCGGACAGGGCAAAAUGCAGGCAAAACAGAACGAUGCGAAGAAAGCGACCGCUAAAGCACCCGCUACACCGCCGGCGAAACCAGAGGCCAAUAAAUGAAAGGAGAUUGUGUGAUAAAGGACUCUGCAUUUGGAAGCGCAGUUGUACAGAAUGUGCCAGUAAUGUACUAUACGUUAUAGGGAUAUUGAAGGGUCAUAUACAGCAGGAUAUGAGAUAUUGCUGAUCAACUGGACCCUCUACAUCUUCAGGGCAGCUUCCGAAAUCAUCGAUUCCUAUACACGUGCCUUCAUCCCCAAUGUCAAACGUUGAGAAUGUUCACGCACAGUCUAAACAUUGACUAUACAGGUCUUUGGAACUCUUUGCACUGCUCGCUAUUCAGGCAUAUUCCACGCAAUUUGUCUAGCAAACUGUGCAUAGAGACGGCAUAGAAAUGCUACCUCUCCUUCGUCUCCCUUUUCUGUUUUCACCUUUCUGAUCAC
Messenger RNA from Cucurbitaria berberidis CBS 394.84, 903 nucleotides. RefSeq lists its product as uncharacterized. Gene Ontology annotation, cellular component: mitochondrial large ribosomal subunit. The transcript has 2 exons. The coding region runs from base 50 to 523 and encodes 157 amino acids. Lineage: Eukaryota; Fungi; Ascomycota; Dothideomycetes; Pleosporales; Cucurbitariaceae. The record is from RefSeq and is a predicted model, not a curated record. Gene Ontology annotation, biological process: mitochondrial translation. Gene Ontology annotation, molecular function: structural constituent of ribosome.